AUGUCCGACCCAACAUCACCCUCGCCCUCCGCCCACCUCGAAGAGACUCUAGGCCGCCUCUCCAAAAAGCCAGGAGUGAAAGGUGCCAUGGUCCUCGACCGCGCUUCGGGAGCCAUCCUCAAAACCAGUGGUCAAAUCUCUUCAAUCCGGAAAGCCAAGCCUCAACCACAGCAACCAGAGCAGUCAGAACCGGUCACGGACCAGCAAGGCCCAUUGUCACCUUCCUUCCCUCCUGGAGCCACUACCGACACGACCACUACCGAUGCAGGAGCGGCUCCCGGUACGGCGGUGACUACGACGGGGGAGGAGGCAGUUGCUGCGCAACCAACGAUGGUGUCUUCGGGGACGGGCAUGGAUGGUGAUGUACCUGGAGCUGGAGCAGGUGCUAGCGCAGCUGCAGCGGGGGCAAGGAGUGCAAGCACCAGCGGAAGCAAUGCAGUGAGCGCCUACGAUCAAAACGUGGUAGAGCUCGCGGCAAUGGUGUGGAGUUUUGUGUCGAAUGCGGGCGAGUUCGUGCAGGAAUUGGAUGGGGAGGACGAGUUGAAGCUCCUACGACUACGAACGAAAAAGCAGGAACUAGUAAUCGUGCCCGAUGCGAAAUACCUGCUUGUCGUCUUUCACGAUACUCCCCCGGCAUGA
Molecule: messenger RNA, 639 nt
Organism: Sordaria macrospora k-hell
Lineage: Eukaryota; Fungi; Ascomycota; Sordariomycetes; Sordariales; Sordariaceae
Biological process (GO): microtubule-based movement
Cellular component (GO): cytoplasmic dynein complex; cytoplasm
Molecular function (GO): dynein intermediate chain binding
Source: RefSeq, a predicted model, not a curated record